AUGACUAAAUUACAAUAUCUGAAUGUGUAUCUGACUGAGCGUCUCAUGCAAGCUGCUGGGGAAAUACUAAGAGUUGUCGCAGACACGAUCUCCGAGUACCAGGAAGAAAUAGCCCGGACAAAGAGAGAGAACAAAUACCUGAAACGACAACUGAACACACCGGUUCUAUCGUUGGCCCCUCAGUCCAUACUGUCUUGUGUCUCGGAGCAGCAAAGUCCACCUGAGCAGCAGUACUGUGAGCAGGAGUCGAGCCCCAGUAUUGGCCAGGAGGACCUUGAGACCACACAGAUUAAAGAGGAACAUGGUGAACUCGGGACCAGUCAAGAGGAAGAGCAGCUUCAAGUACCGGAGUCUGAUACCAAAGAAGACUCCAUAUCUACUCCUCCCUGUGUGAAAAAUUAUGAGGACCGACCUCAGCAUUCACAUCUUUCCAGAACCAAAACUGUGGAGAACAGAAUGAGGGAGUCUCUACUGACCAACACAACUGGACAGAUCAAAACAGAACCUGAUGGCUAUGGAGUAUCACUAUCAGAACCAACCAGUGACUCCCCUCAGUCUCAGCCCGUCUCUGAAGUAAGUCCAGACUCUUCUAGAACACAAAGUCAGAACACUGAGAACACGGAAAGUGUUCCUAUUGUUCUGAGAGAUCUAGAAAGGAGACCAGAGGAGGAUACACAGACACACUCAUGUACUCAGUGUGGAGCCGUGUUCUAUGAGCUAUCCCAACUGGAGGCACACAUGCCAUCCCACACAGUACCAGACAGUGGUGACACUAGUCACAGGCAAAUCAUGUGCACAGUCUGUUGGAAGUCAUUCACAUCUACCAGUUACCUCAAGGUCCACCAGCGUUCUCACACUAAGGAAAAGCCCUUUCACUGUGGUGUGUGUGGCAAGAGCUUCAGCUACUCAGGGAAGUUCAGGGAACACCAGCGGAUUCACACAGGAGAGAGACCUUACCGCUGCCAUGUGUGUGGUAAACGCUUCAACCAGUCAGCCCACCUGAAGGCUCACUUGAGAGUACACACGGGGGAGAAACCCUACUCCUGUCCUGUCUGUGGGAAAGGAUUCAGUCAGUCUGGACAGAUCAAGGGACACCUCAGAACUCACAUCCAAGGGAGGUAG
Messenger RNA from Salvelinus fontinalis (brook trout), 1122 nucleotides. Its product is annotated as zinc finger and SCAN domain-containing protein 22-like. The record is from RefSeq and is a predicted model, not a curated record. Gene Ontology annotation, biological process: regulation of transcription by RNA polymerase II. The transcript has 2 exons. Bases 1 to 1122 code for a protein of 373 amino acids. Lineage: Eukaryota; Metazoa; Chordata; Actinopteri; Salmoniformes; Salmonidae. Gene Ontology annotation, molecular function: RNA polymerase II cis-regulatory region sequence-specific DNA binding; DNA-binding transcription factor activity.